Messenger RNA from Daktulosphaira vitifoliae (grape phylloxera), 3078 nucleotides. RefSeq lists its product as uncharacterized. The transcript is spliced from 2 exons. The record is from RefSeq and is a predicted model, not a curated record. The coding region runs from base 1484 to 2596 and encodes 370 amino acids. NCBI's taxonomy places the organism in Eukaryota, Metazoa, Arthropoda, Insecta, Hemiptera, Phylloxeridae.
AUAUAAACACCAAUACAAAUAUGAAACAUUAACUCAAAUUAGUAGAAUAAUAGAUUGCGCACAGGUCUAUUCAAGUUUCCUUGACUAGCCAAUGAGAAGGAUUUGGCAAUUAAAAUAUAAAACAUUAAAUCUCCCCCUCAUAAAACGGGCCUAUAAAAGAGCGAUUUUUAGCUCAUUUACCACCUCAUUUUUUUUUUAAAAUUGGUCAUGAAGUAUCUUUGAACCAGAAUAUCUCGCGAUUGUGCUCUCUAUGAUUUUAAAAUUUUUUUAUACUUGGUGUUUAUUAUCUAAAUCUCUCGUAAGUAAUGUAAUUUAAAUAAAUAACUUAACCUUUUUAUCUUUUUAUUUUUAGUCUUAAAUAUUCAUAAAAUAUUAAGACGUUUAAAAUUUUUUAUUUUGUAUUUUGUGAGUUGUUCCAAUUAAGAAUUUUUUUUAAUUCUUCAAUUGGAGUGUCUAUUUAAUAAGUGCAUUUCGAAAAUCUACCUUAGCACAUCUAGCGGUUGAAACUGUUGUAAUACAAUAGUUUGUGACGUGUCACUAAGGAGAUCGUAGAAUGUAUCUUAAAUUUAAAUAGAUACGUGUUUGAUUGAUUGCACAAGAUACUGAUGGUUUGUUGAAAUCAUUACCCUAGCACAUCUAGCGGUUGAAAUUAUUGGUAAAACAAUAGUUUGUGACGUGUCACUAGGGAUUGAUUCUCAUAUUCCAUUACGUUCUUUUCGGCAAGCAGUUUUUGACUCUGUAAGGUCCGUGCAUCGACGAGAGUAAUCUCCGAUGGUGUAGCCAGCCUGUCUCUAACUCUGUCGACUCUCAUGUCAAACACACAAUUUCAUAAAAUAUUGAUAGUUUGUUGAAGUCAUUACCCUAGCACAUCUAGCGGUUAAAACUAUUCGUAAAAAAAUAGUUUAUAACGUGUCACUAGGGAUUGGCUCUCAUAACCUAUCUGGUUAUUUAAAUAUUCAUUUUAAAAUAUAAAGUAACACAUAUACUCAGACACCAAGUAUAGAAAGGAACCACAGUGAAGUAAUAUUUCAAGUUUAGUAAUUUACAUAAUUUUACAAAAUAAAUAAAUAGAUAAAAGUCAGUGCUCUUUUUAUUUAUAUCAUUUUUACAACAAACGAUCAAGCUAGCUGGACACAAGACAAAAAUAUGUUGCGGCAAAAAUAACUGGGAAAAAACUGAAAUAUCAUUAGAAACAGCUUUAAAAUUAGAUACUGGAUUCUCGUACCUUAGUUAUGAUGAGGUACAAAAUUUGUCAUUUUCAGAUAUCAAAAAUAAAAUCUUGGAAGAAAAUCAAAAUCUAGAAAAUGUUGUGUUAACAAAAAAAACGGAUGUAAUAUUUUUGGAUCUUUUUUGUAGUAAUAUAUUUAAUUGUUCGGAAUAUACGGAAAUUUUUUAUCGCCUCAUUAAUUAUCCACCUGGACAAACUUAUGAUAUAAAUACAAUAAUUAUAAAUGAAUCUAUUACAAAACAAUUUUUAGUUACAAUGAUAAAUUAUUAUAUUGACGAUAAACUAACUAUUUUUUGGAUGAUGCAUUUAUAUACUUAUUAUGUUCAGUUGUUUAGUAAUGAUGUAUAUAAAUAUAAAAAUAAUAUUAGAAAAGCUAUCGAACUCGUUCUCAGUAAUUUAGAUAUUGUAAGUACACAAAUAUGUCGACAAAAUAAUAAAUAUCAUGUUAGUUAUUAUCCUGAAGAAUAUUAUAUACUCCUCACAAAACUAAUAAAAACUAUGUAUCAAAGAAAAGAAAUUAACAAAAUUGAAUUAGAAAAUGUAAAAGGACAAGAGAAUUCGUUCUCACUCAGAAAUAUUUAUAUGUGUGACAUAAUUGAAGACAAAAAAUUACUGAGAACUAUUAUAACGGAUUUUGGUGAACAGAGUGAAGCUAUUUUUGAGACUAUCUACAAUAAUUUAUAUAAAGAAUAUACAAUGGCAAAGAAUUAUUUUUGGUUUGAUUCAUGGAUACAACAAAUAGGAAUUUACCAACAAAAACUCUUAAACGUUCUUAAAACUGUUUUAAUGCAUUUAAUGAGAAAAAAAUUGAUGUAUGAUUCUUUAUUGUUAAAAAAUAAACAAAAAGUAGAUGCAAUAUAUGGCCUAAAAAAAUUGCUAUGUUUAAUUGAGAAUACCAUUAUAUUAUUUGAUGGCCAAGAAGCUUGUGAUAUUCAAAAAGUAUUCAAAUCUUUUAAUCAAGGCAAUUACCAUAAUGAUUUGAUUUUAAAUAUCGAAAAUAUAAUAAAUAAAAUAAAACCGAACUCUUUUGAAUUAAUUUCAAAUGAUUUAAUAAGUGAUCCAGGCUACGAAUUCAGUAUUAAUAUUAAAACUGAAAUGUUUAUCACAGAUUAUAAGUUAAAUGAAGAUGAUUUCAAAUAUAUUGAAUAUUUAUACACAAUAUCAAAUUCUGAAGCAAUGAAUAAUCAUUUAGUAAAAAUAUUCUUUUUUACUAAGUUAAUCGAUAAAACAUUACAAAGUGUCAAUAUAAAAAGUAUUUUAUCAUAUUUAAAAUUUAUUGAAACUUUCAAAAUAUUCACUAACCAUAAUGAAAAUAACGAUGAAAAUAAUGGUGAUAAUAACGAUGAUAUAAGGUUAUUAGAUUUGUGAAAAUAAAUUUUUUACCCUCAUCAACUAGUUUUUUCAAACAAAUUAUGAUAAUUUGUUUCAAAUCAAUACUAAAAUUAUUUUAAAUUAAAUUGGAGUUUAUUUUUAAAGGUGUUUUAAUCGUUGUUUUAAUAAUGUCACUUACUAUUAUGGUAUCACUUAUUAUAUAAGCAUAGAAUUUGUUAUCAUUUGAAUAUGGAUUUCACACAUUAUAAAUAUUUUUAUCAUCAAAACAUCAUAACUGAAAACAUGAUAUCUGGACAUGAAAUCUUCAGCUAUAGAUUGUAAGGACACUCUCCUCUUAUCAUAAUAAGCCAUUUUACAUGCUAAAACCAGUUCAAAAUACACAAAAUCUAAGAAACUCUACAAGAGAUUCAUACUUUCUGUGACUUAGUCCCAACAAUGUUUAGAAUUUAAAAUUUUUUUCAAAUUAAUAAUAAUCUUUAAUUUAUAAUAUACUUAGAAAUUUUGAAAUGAAUUUAGUU